UCGCACUAGAGGUAAUCGUUUUUGAUUACCUGGUGCAUAGCAACAUUGUAUACAGGUAAACAAAAACGAUUACCUCUAAUGGAAAGCAAAAAAUCGGGGAUCCUAUAAAAGGUCAUCGCACUCGUAUCAUUUUCGUGAUCUUUUGCUUCGAAAAUAUGUAACAAUGGAUGAUCUUUUAGAAGAGCUUUUCACAUCCCUUGACAACACAGUAAACAACCCACAACCAUUCACCGAUUGGUUAGAGGAAUUACGCCGCCAGGUUGGCGAAGAAUGUACUGCUUCUACAGCAGAUGUUGUACCGUCCGCCCGUUUAACUCCAGAUGCUGGAGAUCCUGACACCGACUAUCGUUGGCUGGACGAAUGGUGCCAGGAAGUGAAUGAAGCAAACCGUCAGGAACUUGAACGUACAGCUUCUACAGCAGUUGUUGUACCGUCCGCCACUUUAAAUGGGGAUGCUGAAGAACCUGACACCGACUAUCGUUGGCUGGACGAAUGGUGUAAGGAAGUCAAUGGGGCAAACCUUCAGGAAUUAGUUGAUUUCUCUACUACUAAUUGCGACAUUUUGGGAACGUACAACGCCACGAACGAUGGGUUUUUGGCGGCGGCAGGAAGCAACGAUACUGAGUUUUUUCAGCAGGACGUCAGCGUUUUGGAAUCCAUGCAUGAACUGGAACCCAUGGUUCUGGAUGAACCACUCGCUGGGAGCAGCGCGCAGGAAAUCUGGCCUACGAGUACUGAGGCAGUGUGCUACAACUUUAGCACACCGCCGACCAUCACUAUCGUCGACCAAGGGACUGCCCCAGGGAACUGGGUAGCCGAAGCGGUCGCCAUGGCUUUCCUACAACCACCAACACCUGUGUGGAAGCGCACUAAUCAGAAAAUUGCCACCCACAUUCUAAUACCUUCCACGCUGCGCAAUGUGCCUUGGGAUGUGAGGGCGAAGAACCUUUUGAUGUUUUUUGGAGGGGACAUGGAUCCGGCCGGUUGGUUUAGCCAUGCGAUGCUGAUUUUCCUCACAAAGCGUAGCAUCCUGGAAAUCAGCCGCGGAGAAUUGCAGAUACUGCUGAAGUACCUCUUCAACGGAGGUUGGCAUAAGGAUGCGUUAAACUCGGUUAAAAGCUCUAACAGCAAAGAGGUCCUGUCACACCCGUAUCGGCGCUUCAGCCGCACCUUGCUGGCCUGGUACAGGGACUUUGCGGCUGGUAUGCAGUGUGAGAAGAAGUCGCGAACGGCGCACCUGACGUUGACCCGAAUUAGUCACUUUAAUUCUUACGAAGGUUGUGUUAAUAUAAACUUGGCUGCUGUUGAAUCAUUACUAAAGCAGCGGGAAAAACUCGCUGUUCUAGUGCCAGAAAAUAUAGAAGUUCCUGAGAUGAUUUAGAAUUUCUAACGACGAUGUUUUCAUCGAUUUUAAUAAAAUCUGGAAACAAAAAUCUGCUAGAGUCGGUAAAUUAUUCUCGCAUAACCUGCAUUCGUCCGAGCUCACAGUAUUAUUCGCAUUAGAGGUAAUCAAAUUGGAUUACCAAGAUAAUCGCUUUUGAUUACCUGUGUUAGAACUACGCAAUCUAGUGGCACAAAAGGUAAUCGGUUUGGAUUACCUCCACUCGUACAAGAUGUAAUCGUAUCAGAUUACCCAUAUUACACACGUCGAAGUAUAAAGAAGCUCUCGCGCCGCUUGGAAGGCGUAGUUUUUUCAGUUUUCUAUCGGUUUUAUCAAAAUUUUUGACAUUAUGGAUGGUGUAGAAAGCGAGGCUCCAUAUGCUGUGGAGGACUUUAUUCACGUUGAACGCACCGGUGAGAAAUUUUCUAAGAAAUACAGAUUGCAUUUCAAGUGUUUUUCGGUGAAAGUGUCCGAGCUGGAGAGGUUGCCCUUUUCUGAUGUGCCUCUAGUUAUAACACAGAUUUUAGAGAAUAUACUAGACACUCUGUUGGAGGGUGUCGGACCGAGCGAAAUGGUCAGGAUGCGAAUGGAUUCGAAGUGUUUGAAUCGACCGAUUUGGACACCGCCCAUUCAACGUUCGCAGCUGACUGUCGCCAGGUGGAUGGCGGAGGUCGCACGUGUAUUAAACUCCUACGAAGAGUUUGUUAUUGACGAAUCCUUUGAAAUCUCUCUCCAGUAUACAGAUAUCCCUAAAGGAACGUGUAAUCGUGAAGUUCCCGCCUUACUACGGAGACGUUUGCAAAAAAUGAGAUCGGUUGUGGUGAUCAAGAAUUCUGAUCAGAUUUGCCUUGCGCGCGCUUUGGUUAUUGGAAAGGCUCAUGCGGAUAAAAACUUGAAUCUGUAUCGGAAGUUGCUGCGAGGAAAGAAACUGCAAACAAAAGAAGCUCAAUGUCUUGUUCACCGAGCGGGGUUUAUUGAACAAGAAUUUAAUCUUCGGCAUCUGCAUAAAUUCCAAGAAAUCUUACAUCAGUAUCAGAUUAUUGUCGUCAGUGUGGACCAUGCGAAUUUGAUU
Molecule: messenger RNA, 2453 nt
Organism: Paramacrobiotus metropolitanus
Lineage: Eukaryota; Metazoa; Tardigrada; Eutardigrada; Parachela; Macrobiotidae
Exons: 5
Coding region: 164-1381 (405 amino acids)
Source: RefSeq, a predicted model, not a curated record